UAGUUGCUCUGUGGCAUGUGGGGUCUUCCCCAAUCAGGGCUUGAACCCAUAUCCCCUGCAUUGACAGGCAGAUUCUUAACCACUGCACCACCAGGGAGGUCCCUCUGUGUGCUUUUUUAGUGGUUGUUUUAGGUAUUACACUGUACAUACAUAAUGUAUUGCCAUCAUUGGUGUCACAUUUUAUAGAUUUCAGUGAAGUACAGACACCUCCCUUUAUAUCCCUUUACCCUCCCUGCUGCAUUUAUACCAGGGUUUACUGCUUCAUGAGGCUGCUUAUUCCAUUUUUGGACAGGCUGAUGCAGUGGGAAUCUAGGAGGAAAAAAAUAGAGAGAGAGAAGAGAUUGCAGUGAAAAAUGUAAGGCAAAUCUGAUAGGAAUGCAUUUAUUCAUUUGUUUGUCAAAUGUUUAUUUAGCACUUAAAAUGGCCAAUCAGGGACUUCUCUGGUGGCACAGUGGUUAAGAAUCCCCCUGCCAAGGCAGGGGACUCGGGUUCAAGCCCUGGUCCGAGAAGAUCCCACAUGCUGCGGAGCAACUAAGCCCGUGAACCACAACUACUGAGCCCACGUGCCACAACUACUGAAGCCCGUGCGCCUAGAGCCUGUGCUCCGCAACUAGAGAAGCCACUUCAAUGAGAAGCCCGCGCACCGCAAUGAAGAGUAGCCCCGGCUCACGGCAACUAGAGAAAGCCUGCGUGCAGCAAUGAAGACCCAACACAGGCAAAAAUAAAUAAAUAAGAGGGAAUCUGGAAAACUUGUAAGCAAAACAUCAUUUCUCUUAGAAAAUUUUGGAUAACAGAAAUUCUGGAUAACAGGGUGAACCAGUUCAGUCACCAUGAGUUGGAGCUUCCUCACUCGCCUGCUAGAGGAGAUCCACAACCACUCCACGUUCGUGGGGAAGAUCUGGCUCACUGUAUUGAUCGUCUUCCGGAUUGUCCUUACAGCUGUAGGAGGAGAGUCCAUCUAUUACGACGAGCAAAGCAAAUUUGUGUGCAACACAGAGCAGCCAGGCUGCGAGAACGUCUGCUAUGAUGCCUUUGCACCCCUCUCCCACGUGCGCUUCUGGGUGUUCCAGAUCAUCCUGGUGGCCACCCCCUCAGUGAUGUACCUGGGCUACGCCAUUCAUAAGAUUGCCAAAAUGGAGCACGGUGAAGCAGACAAGAAGGCCGCUCGGAGCAAACCCUAUGCAAUGCGUUGGAAACAGCACCGGGCCCUGGAAGAAACAGAAGAGGACCAUGAGGAGGAUCCCAUGAUGUAUCCAGAAAUGGAAUUAGAAAGUGAAAAAGAAAAUAAAGAUCAGAACCAAUCUAAACCUAAGCAUGACGGCCGACACCGGAUUCAGGAGGACGGGCUCAUGAAAAUCUACGUGCUGCAGCUGCUGGCAAGGACCGUGUUUGAGGUGGGCUUUCUGAUAGGGCAGUACUUCCUGUAUGGCUUCCAAGUCCACCCAUUUUAUGUGUGCAGCAGACUUCCUUGCCCUCAUAAGAUAGACUGCUUUAUUUCCAGACCCACUGAAAAGACCAUCUUUCUUCUGAUAAUGUAUGGUGUCACAGGCCUUUGCCUGUUGCUUAACAUUUGGGAGAUGCUUCAUUUAGGAUUUGGGACAAUUCGAGACUCACUAAACAGUAAAAGGAGGGAACUGGAAGAUCCGGGUGCUUAUAAUUAUCCUUUCACUUGGAACACACCAUCUGCUCCCCCUGGCUAUAACAUUGCCGUCAAACCAGAUCAAAUCCAGUACACCGAACUGUCCAACGCUAAGAUUGCCUACAAGCAAAACAAGGCCAACAUCGCCCAGGAACAACAGUACGGCAGCCAUGAGGACAACCUCCCAGCUGACCUGGAGACUCUGCAGAGGGAAAUCAAAAUGGCUCAGGAACGCCUGGAUCUGGCAAUCCAGGCCUACAGUCACCAAAACAACCCCCAUGGUCCCCGGGACAAAAAAGCCAAAGUGGGGUCCAAGGCUGGGUCCAACAAAAGCAGUGCUAGUAGCAAAUCGGGGGAUGGGAAGACCUCCGUCUGGAUUUAACCUUGGCUGGGCUUAAAACUUGUGCUUUUCAUAGUUCACGGUAAGCAGCGGCUCACGGAAUAACGACUUCCACUGAGUAAACAUUCAGCUCUGGUUAUUUUCAGGGAUGCUGUUGGCUCAUGAUCCAAGCUCAGGGGACUCUGAAGUGGGGGCUGGGACAGGGGGAAAGAACGGGAAACACAGUGUUCCUGGACACAUGUUCCAGCAAUAAUACAGUUGCAGAACUUUACAUUUGCGUCUUCCAGAUCUGGAAAAGAACAGAUAUAUUUAAAUCAUUCUUGUUGAACAGUUUUUGUAUGUACAGUAUUAUGGUACUUUUUUUUUUUUUUAGUAUGAGAACUUUUCUUUGUAUUUGUAUAUUGGACCACUGUAGUUAUACUUUUAUAUUAAAGGGGAAAUAAUUCUUAAGGUAAUGCCUAUUAGGCUAGUGUUAUUACUUUGUUCAGCAAAUUCUACCCUGGAUUUAAAGUUUUAAUAGAUGCUACAUACCUAAUAAAAGUGCCUCUCGUGUUGCAGGGAAGAUUUCAGAUAUGUAAGGAGCCGGAGGAGGAUGAAUCAGUUCUCAGUCUUGGAAAGAAAGUCCAUAGUAGAGGGAGGUUGAGAUCUUUCUUUGACUUGAGAAAUCUUUGAAUCUCAUUCAUGUGUCCAGAUUUGUAUCUAGUCUUUGAAAACCUAUUUGUGUUUUCAAAGAAGAUAAAGUGAUUCACUGCAGAAGUCCUUUAAAUAUCAAGCCUUGCCAGUGUAUGCUUUGAUGGUGUGUAUAUAAUGUCAAUUCUUUCAAAAGGCUGGUGCACAAAGCUGUCCUCAUCCAGUAGCAGUGUGGAGACCCUGGCUAGAACUGUUCUAAGAUUCCUCUGUCACAAAACAAAGGCACUCCUGGGAAAUAAGCCCUGAUAAGAUGUUUAGUUGUGGACCUGUUUGAUUUGCCUUAAACCUGUAUCCAAACACCUGCCUCUCUGGUUUCUUAAGAAGCCAGUGCUGGAUAUUUUUUUUAUAUGGUAACAGUAAAAAUACGAAAAUUCCCUUCUAGGCUAAAAAUUAAAGCUACCUUAAACUGCAUAUGGCAGAAGGCCUAAAUUCAAAUUCCUUAUUUUUUAUAAUUCACCAUGGAACUUUUAUAAUUCACAGAUUUCUGCCAAUGUAGGUUUCUGCCUGGAAGACCAGUCAGACCUGGGAUUCUAUCUGUGAAUAGACCGAAAGAGAAUUUCAGUAUUUAUUUGCUAUAGGCAUAUCUAUUAGUUAAUGACAAGCAUUAAUGUUCACAUAACACUCGUAAUUUGCAGUAGUAUUUUACUGCCAUUUUCAACCUUCUCUAACGUUGGAGAACUUUGCUCUCCUGUCAUGUUCACAUCAUUUGUCUUACAGUUUAUGAGCUUCUAAGUAAGAGCUUUUGGUAAAGAUUUAAAGGGAGCGGUGUUUGCUUCACCAGGGAGCUUUCAUUUUGGGUAUCUCACUCUCUUCCAACAGAAAGUUAUUGCAAGCCACCUCCAACUUUGAAAUUCCAAGAGUGCUAUUUUUUUGACUUAAUUUUUAAAUGUCAGUUCUCUAUUCUUAGAACAGCGUCCUGUAUGCAGUUCCUUUUUUUCUUUGUUGCUGUCCAUUGCAUUUCUCCCCCACCUCCACCCCCCGCAAAAGACACUCAGUUGCAAAUUUAAGCUUAUCUUCUAACCAUGCAUUUACCUUUAUUUUGCUUUUUUUAGUCUGUAAAUUUUAGCCUAGAGAAGUUCUUCGGGAUCUCUAAACACUUAAGCAAAAGGUAAACUCCCUUGAGACUGAAGGGGAAAUUUCAGAAAAUGAUUUCUACAUGUAUGGAUCCUUGAUAAUUAAUAGACCUGCACAGUUUCCUUGAAACCAAGUGUUUAAUAAGGAAUUUCAAAUAAUUAUUCUAAAACAGGGAGGAUUUUAAAUACUUCAGGCCAACUAAGAUAAAGAACUAGCAAUAAUUCUUAUGUCAGUAGAACUUCAUGUAUAUUUCUUAAUUGAAGGACAGAAAAAAUACACAUACAUUCACAUCCAUAUUCAGAGCCUGAAGGAGAACAGAGUGGCUUUGCCAGUGGAAGGGUUGGGGAUCUGAGUGAGAGAGAGGGAAGGAGUCAAGCAGAAAUGCCAGGCAGACAUUCGGCGCCAGAAGCAUCCACUUAGUUUCUACAAACAGGGCCUCUGGUGUUUCAUCUGGGCUUGUUCUGAUGAGAAUGUUAUCUUUUGUGUCUGGAUAAUUCUUCAACUUCCUCAAGUACAUAGAAAGAUAUUCUGGGUCACUUCACAUGUGUUAAGGUCUAUUUUUAUUCUCUCACUAAAGUUCUAAUUAUGACAUAGAUUUCCCAACUCUCACUGCUUUCUUAGUCCAUUUCUUUCAGCCUUUGAACAUAUGAGUUUGCCAAGGCCAUUCUCCCCUAACAACAUGUCGUGGACUUACAUUAAGAAAACGGCCCUAUCAGUGUCUAGCUUGUUAACCCAUUAAUUGGGUCUACAUUGAGUCUAUAAAAUAUCGUUCCAGUUACUGUUCUGGAACUUGCAGGUAUUUGUAUAAAACACCUGUCAGCAGGGUUUUUUUUCCCUAUCAAAAUCAUUCCUUUGAAUUGCUGUAUAAGACAUGCUCUGUAGGGCUUCCCUGGUGGCGCAGCGGUUGAGAGUCCACCUGCCGAUGCAGGGGACGCGGGUUCAUGACCCGGUCCGGGGAGAUCCCACAUGCCGCGGAGCGGCUGGGCCCGUGAGCCAUGGCCGCUGAGCCUGCGCGUCCGGAGCCUGUGCUCCGCAACGGGAGAGGCCACAACAGUGAGAGGCCCGCGUACCGCAAAAAAAGACAUGCUCUGUCGUAUGACAUUUGCUUCUCUAAAUAGAAGUUGAGUGCUUAGUCCUUCACAGACUACAGUCAGGAUAUGGUCAACAUGUUAUAUUCCUUAAAAUACAGUUGGAUUUAUUCAGAUGUGGUGUGUCCUUUGUUCAUCUUUGUUACAAUUAUUCAGAAGAGAUCAGUAAAACAAAUGGGCUUUUUUUCUUAGUUCAAAUUUGAGGGAAGAAUUAUAUAACAUUUUCCCCUAAAGAAAUGUUACUGUUCAUUUUGUGGCUUCCUCUUUGCUUUAUGCCUUAGUUUCGCCUGUUUCUAUAUUUGUUCAUUUAAAACCACACGCGUGUUACUUCAUUGAAGUCAGUUUGUCUGGCGAUUUUCCUUGACUGACGUCUAUAGACUUUCGAUAAAAAGGAACUUUGCCAACUAAAAUGGUUCUCACAGGUUAGGGCUCCCACAUAUCUGUCUUUUAGAAGGACACCUAUAUCUUUAAAAAGAAAAACGUCAUCAUUAGGUACCUUAACUGUCAUUUCUUCAUGGUAUGAGACUAGGCAGUUCACUUUACUUUUCCAAGUUCCAGGAGCCACUUACCUCUCAGAAGUGUUAUGAAGUAGUUAGAAAAAGCGUCUGGUAAAAAGUAUUAAAAAACCAACUAUUAUUGUCAUUUGUCUGACCUUGGAGCUUCAAAAAAAAAAAUAGGUGAAAGAACUAUGUGAUGUAGUAAGAAGUCCUUCAGUGCUCUUUAUCACAGGAAUCAGUGAUUGUUUAAAACACUUAACUUGCUCUAAGCAGUUUAUACCAAGAAUGGACUUAAAUGUUAUUCCUAUUAGUCAUACCUAUGCUUUACCCGUUAUGCUUAUAAACGUCUAGGCUUUACGUUUUCUGUCUCAUUUAAGAGACAGUACACUGCUAAAAAUAAUACCUAUAGUUUAGGAUAAAUUUUUGGCCAGCCAGUUUUUUUAUAAAAGGCAAGUAUGUUAUACUUGAACCUACUUCACAAAUGCCUUUUUAUACAGGAAAGGUCUUUCCCAACUGUGAAGAAAAGUACCUGAAGUCAGAGAUAUGCAGCUGCUGGUCAUUUUGAUUGGAAGGUUCCAGUUGUUAGAUUAAUUUUAUCUUUAUAAAAUCAUGUAAUUUCACGAAGAGUCUUACCACCUGAAAGUAAAGCCCCUGCACCUAUACAGUGCAGAGUUUGGAAAUAAAAUUUCAGCUCGCCUAUAUAUCGUGAAUCUGUAGUCAUCCACAGUCACCAUCAAAGAGUAGAGCCACUAGGUUGACUUGCACGCAUUCUGGCCACAUGUCCUGGAGACUUUAAAAGAUUUUAUUUGUUGUCCCUAAUGUGCAGUUGUGUUGUUUUUGUUGUUUUUAAUAAUGAUGGUAAGUGAGUUUGGUUCAUGCACGUUCCAUGUUAAUAAUCAUACUUUUGAAAGAAGCAAUCCAUGGAUUCCAAAAUUCAGGAUUCCAAACAAAAGAAAGCCCUGCUCCCGUGCAAAAUCUCUACAGAAAUAAAAGAAGUAAGAGUUCUGCACUUCAGGGUUGGCUUGCUGAACCAGCAAAGACAUUUGGCUGUAUGAGUCCAAGGUUGGAAGUGGUUUUCUUUUCUGUACUCUCUAUUGUGUUCUCUUCAAUAAAUCUCUUACAGAAGUCUCUACCUCAGGCACUAAGUGUUAGAUAUGAUUAGCAUAUUGAUACCAAAAAUCUUAGCUAGGACUUCCAACUUUUUAAGAUAAUUUAAAUGUAAAAUUCAACUGUUAACCAGCAAUUUAAUGUCAUGUGAUGUGCAGUUUGGAUAUUGUAUGAACAGCUAAGGAGUUACCCAUUCUAGUGCCAAAGAUCACUCGUUGCUAAUUUUGUUCUGUACAGUUGAUGUAAAAUUUUAUGGUGGGGACAGACUCUGCUGAGGGCCUUGUCUCUAGGAAGAUUUUUUGUCAGUUCCAGAUGUUUUUGUC
Globicephala melas (long-finned pilot whale) is the source of this 6758-nucleotide messenger RNA. RefSeq names its product gap junction protein gamma 1 (gene GJC1). Lineage: Eukaryota; Metazoa; Chordata; Mammalia; Artiodactyla; Delphinidae. Gene Ontology annotation, molecular function: gap junction channel activity. Gene Ontology annotation, cellular component: connexin complex. The record is from RefSeq and is a predicted model, not a curated record. Gene Ontology annotation, biological process: cell-cell signaling.